AUGCACCACGCUCUAUUUCUCCCUGACAUUACAUCUAAUAUCUUCGAGUUCCUAAUUCCGUUUCUAUCAGGACCCGAAGGAUCUCAUCAGCCCAAUCCACUUCGUCUGCAGGAUCUCGCAGCAGUUGCGACAACGUGCCAUGCGCUGAGCGGUCCAGCACUCGAUGUGCUAUGGGAUACUUUAGUAUGUUUCGGACCAUUGCUGAUGUGCAUGCCACCGUCCGUCAUUGAAGUUCGC
Messenger RNA from Suillus clintonianus, 237 nucleotides. RefSeq lists its product as uncharacterized. The record is from RefSeq and is a predicted model, not a curated record. Lineage: Eukaryota; Fungi; Basidiomycota; Agaricomycetes; Boletales; Suillaceae. The transcript has a single exon. The annotation marks the transcript as partial.